AAAAGUUACAAAUCAUCUUUGUGUUGAAACGGUUGGCUGUGUUCAAUAAGACUGCAGUAUUUUAAAAUCUAAAAUCAUCUAUCAGAACUGAAUAAAUUACCAAAGAAAAUGGCAAAAGUUGUCAAGGAAAUGACCAUGUACGACCUGGCCCAACAGGAUUACCAAGUUCUGGAGGAGAUGAUCUCCAAAGAUCCAUCGCUCAUCACCAAAAAGGAUACGAACGAUCGCUACCUGCUGCACUGGGCCGCCUUGGGUGGGCGCGAUCUGCUGGUGGAGGAACUUCUGAAGCGAACACCUGACCAGCUGGAGGCAACCGAUGAUACCAACGCAACGCCGCUGGUGCUGGCCACUCUGGGAGGCCAUCUGAGCACGGUUCGGAUGCUGGCGGCCAGGGGUGCCGACGUCAACCAUAAGAACUGGCAGGGGCACUCGCCGCUGCAGUAUGCUUGCUCGAAGGGACAUUUCGAGAUUGUCAAGUUCCUGCUGGAACAAGGCGCCGACAUCAACGUAACGGACAACCGUAACGACACAUCGUUGCACCGGGUGGCAUCGCAGGGUCGCACGGAGAUUCUGAAGUAUCUGCUCGAGCACAAAGCCAAGGUCGAUGUGCAGAACGCGGAAGGGAACACGGCGCUUCAUUUGGCCUGCGAGGACGAACAGAGUGCCUGUGCCAUGCUGUUGGUCGAGAAUGGAGCCUCUGGCACGAUCGAGAAUAAGGAGAAAAAGACUCCCCUGGAUGUGGCCAAACCAGGGCUCCGGAGGAAUAUGAAGACCAAACUGGGAAUUUCGGAUGAAUAAACUAUCCUUUUUGUAUGGAUUAAA
Molecule: messenger RNA, 822 nt
Organism: Aedes albopictus (Asian tiger mosquito)
Lineage: Eukaryota; Metazoa; Arthropoda; Insecta; Diptera; Culicidae
Product: 26S proteasome non-ATPase regulatory subunit 10
Exons: 3
Coding region: 109-798 (229 amino acids)
Molecular function (GO): protein binding
Source: RefSeq, a predicted model, not a curated record